AUGGCACUCUGCAGACUCCUCUGCGUGUCACCCCUGGCUGCUCUCCCCUGGACCCUCCUCCUCAUCCUGUGUGGCUGCAGGGGUGUCGCAGGCGCGGCGGGCGACGGCCGGUCGCUGUGGCGACGCGUCCAACCCGGCCCCGUCAGCGAGGACCGGCUGUUCCUGCGCGGCACCUUCCCGGAGGACUUCCUGUGGGGCACCGGGAGCUCGGCCUUCCAAACUGAGGGCUCCUGGGACCAGGAUGGGAAGGGCCCGUCCAUCUGGGAUCACUGGGUGCACUCCCACUCCCCGGCAGCCACGGCGGACAUGGCCAGCGACAGCUACUGGCUGUGGCAGGAGGAUGUCUCUGCCCUCAGGCUCCUGGGGGCUCGCUCCUACUCCUUCUCUCUGUCCUGGCCCAGGCUGUUCCCCAACGGGACAGUGUCGGGUGCCUCCCCCAUCCCCGCGGGGGUGCUGCACUACAGCCGGAUGAUCGACGGGCUGAGGAAGGUGGGGAUCGAACCCGUGGUCACCCUGUUCCACUGGGACUUGCCCCUCAAACUGCAGGAGGACUAUGGUGGGUGGCUCAAUGAGUCCCUGGUGGAUAUUUUCAACGACUACGCCGAUUUCUGUUUCCGGACGUACGGGGCGCGGGUGAAGUACUGGAUCACCAUACAUAACCCCUACCUGGUGGCCUGGCAGGGGUACAGAACUGGGCUACAUGCCCCAGGAGGGACCCACAGCCCACAGGCGACCUUCACCGUGGCCCACAAUCUAAUCAGGGCCCAUGCAAAGGUGUGGCACACAUACAACAGACACUUCCGCCCCCGCCAGAAGGGUCAGGUGUCCAUCGCCCUGGGAUCCCAUUGGAUGCAGCCCCUCGGGCGCCAGGCCUCGCCAUUCAACGUGGAGCGGUGCCAGGAGUCCAUGGAGGCGGUGCUGGGCUGGUUCGCCGAGCCCAUCCACGGGAGCGGGCACUACCCCGCCUCCCUGCGGCAGCAGAACCCGGGCCUGGUACCUGAGUUCACCGCCACCGAGAAGGAGUGGGUCCGCGGCACGGCCGACUUCUUCGCCUUCUCCUUCGGGCCCAACAACCUGCGGCUGGGUCAGAGCCUGGCGCGCUUCGGCCAGCAGGUCUCUCUGGAUCUGCGGCAGGCGCUGAACUGGGUCAAGUUGGAGUACGGGAGCCCCCGCGUCUUCAUCGCCGAGAAUGGCUGGUUCUCGGACGCCUCGGUGGGCACCGACGACACGGUGGCCAUUUACUUAAUGAAGAAGUUCAUCAACCAAGUCUUGCAAGCUAUCGUGCAUGACGGCGUCCAAGUGUUUGGCUACACUGCCUGGUCCCUGGUGGACGGAUUCGAGUGGAACUAUGGGUACAGAGUGAGGCGUGGCCUUUUCUAUGUCAGCUUUGAGUUCCCGGACAAGACCAGGGCCCCGAAGACCUCCGCCAAGUUCUAUAAGCGAGUCAUUGCCAACAACGGCUUCCCUGAAGAUGAGGAGACACGGGACAUUCAGGGCCAGUUUCCCUGUGACUUUCACUGGGGCGUGGCCGACUCCACCCUGCAGGUGCGGCUCAGCCCCUUCUCUCCGCAGUUCACGGACCCCCACCUGUACCGCUGGAACCUGAGCGGGGACGGGACCCUGCGGCCGGUGGCGGGGGUGCAGCUGCAGACCCGCGGGCCCCAGUGCUCAGACUUCCUGGCCAUUCAGAAGCACCUGCGCCUGCUGGAGCCCACGGGGGCCGGCCACUACCGCUUCGCCCUCAACUGGUCCCUCAUCCUGCCCCAUGGGGACCUCUCCGCCGUCAACUCAGAGGCCCUGAGGUACUACCGCUGCGUGCUGAUGGAGCUCUGGAAACGGGACAUUCGGCCCAUGGUGACCCUCUACUACCCCACCCACCACCCCCCGCUGUUGGGGCUGCCGGGGCCACUGCACGAGGCCGGCGGGUGGCUGAACAGGAGCACAGUGGAGGCCUUCCGGGAGUACGCGGCGCUGUGCUUCAGGGAGCUGGGGCCGUGGGUGCCACUGUGGAUCACCAUCAACGAGCCCAACCGGCUCAGCCAGGCCUACAAUGCCAGCGACCCCUACCUGGCCGCCCACCACCUGGUGCUGGCGCACGCCGCCACUUGGCGGCUGUACGAGAGGGAGUUCCGGGCCCAGCAGGGGGCGCUGGUGUCCUUUGCCCUGCACGCCGACUACGCUGAGCCCGCCAACCCCUUCCUGGGGUCCCACGCUGCCGCCGCCCGCCGCUUCCUGCUCUUCGAGCUGGCCUGCUUCCUGGACCCGUUCCUCGGUGGGGCGGCUGAGGGAGGCGGCUACCCAGAGGAGGUGCGGGAGUACCUACGGGAGAAGAGGAGCCGGGGCCUCUCCCGCUCCUCCCUGCCCCGCUUCUCCGAAGCGGAGAGGGGGGAGGUUCAGGGGGCGCUGGACUUCGUCGCCCUCAACCACUUCACCACCCGGCUGGUGGCGCACCGACGGGCCAACAGCAGCCUUGCGCGCCUGCUCGACCACGACUGCCAGCUGCUGUCCGACCCCACCUGGCCCGCCUCGCCCCUGGGGCAGGCGCUGGUACCCUCGGGCCUGCGGAGGACGCUGUCCUGGGUGAAGGAGCGGUAUGGAGACCCGAGCAUCAUCGUCACGGCCAGUGGCGUGGACGACCUGGCCCCCAGAGAUGACCAGCUCAGGCAGUUUUACCUCAAGAGCUACCUGCAGGAGGCGCUAAAGGCCUGGCAGCUGGACGGGGUCAACGUGCGCGGCUUCUACGCCUGGAAGCUGCAGGACCGCCACGGCCCCCAGUUCGGCCUCUUCACCUCCUCCUCGGCGGCCAAGGCCUCCGUCUCGGCGUACGCGGAGGUGGCGGCCCGCAGGGGGUUCCCGGAGCUGGGUGGCGAGGCGCCCUGCCUGCAGCCAGAGGCGCGGGCGACAUGCGCGCUGUGCGCCAGGGUGCUGGGGAACAGGCCGCUACUGUUCUUCGGGGCCUGCGUCCUGCUGGCGCUCAGCGCGCUGGCCGCCGUCAUCGUCACCCUCUCCCGGAGGAGGGCCGGGGGGCAGCGUCGCGUCCCCCCGCCCCGCCGCGCGAGGCAGAGGGACAGGGUGGCCCCCCGCCGUGUUGCCAGCGUUUUCCGCGACAGUUGCUGA
Megalops cyprinoides (Indo-Pacific tarpon) is the source of this 3117-nucleotide messenger RNA. It is a transcript of the gene klb, whose product is annotated as klotho beta. The transcript is spliced from 5 exons. NCBI's taxonomy places the organism in Eukaryota, Metazoa, Chordata, Actinopteri, Elopiformes, Megalopidae. Gene Ontology annotation, biological process: carbohydrate metabolic process; fibroblast growth factor receptor signaling pathway. The record is from RefSeq and is a predicted model, not a curated record. Gene Ontology annotation, molecular function: fibroblast growth factor receptor binding; fibroblast growth factor binding; hydrolase activity, hydrolyzing O-glycosyl compounds. Bases 1 to 3117 code for a protein of 1038 amino acids.